AUGCGAGUUGAAGAAGAUUCAACGACAAGUGCUUUGGUGGAUGAAUUAAAGCGUGUGAAUGCUGAGAACAAGAAGCUCACUGAGAUGCUAACUUUGAUGUGUGACAACUACAACGUUUUGAGGAAACAGCUGAUGGAGUAUGUUAACAAGAGCAACAUAACCGAGAGAGACCAAACCAGUCCUCCCAAGAAACGCAAAUCUCCCGCGAGAGAUGACGCAAUUAGCUCGGCGGUUAUCGGUGGAGUGUCUGAGAGUAGCUCCACGGAGCAAGACGAUCAGUAUUUGUGUAAGAAGCAGAGAGAAGAGACUGUCGUGAAAGAAAAAGUCUCUAGAGUUUAUUACAAGACCGAAGCUUCUGACACUACCCUUGUUGUGAAAGAUGGAUAUCAAUGGAGGAAAUAUGGACAGAAGGUGACUAGAGACAAUCCAUCUCCAAGAGCUUACUUCAAAUGUGCUUGUGCUCCAACAUGUUCUGUCAAAAAGAAGGUUCAGAGAAGUGUGGAGGAUCAGUCAGUGUUGGUAGCGACUUACGAGGGUGAACAUAACCAUCCAAUGCCAUCGCAGAUAGAUUCAAACAGUAGCUUGAACCGCUACAUAUCUCUUGGUGGUUCAGCUCCACCAGCCAACAGAACCAGUAGCUUAGCUGAGCCAACACCUGUGAGUACCGUAGAUCUGAGUGAAGCCAAGAAAACGACGAGCCCAACAUCAAGAAUCGAUUUUCCAGAGGUUCAUAAGCUUUUGGUGGAGCAAAUGGCUUCUUCCUUGACAAAAGAUCCUAACUUUACAGCAGCUUUAGCCGCUGCUGUUACCGGAAGAUUGUAUCAACAGAACCAAACCGAGAAGUAG
This is a messenger RNA of Microthlaspi erraticum, 846 nucleotides long. The record is from the annotation of a GenBank genome assembly. NCBI's taxonomy places the organism in Eukaryota, Viridiplantae, Streptophyta, Magnoliopsida, Brassicales, Brassicaceae.